UGGUAUUCUGGUACAUACGACCAUAGGGUGUGGAGAACAGGGCUUCCCGUCCGCUCAGCCGUACUUAAGCCACACGCCGCUUCCAGCCCAUCCAUGUACAACCAUAGUAUGGCCACUUUGACUACGGAAAGGGGGCGCUCCUCCUACCAGUUGUCGCUGACGUGGGGAAUGAAAGAAACAUUCUUCGUCUUCAGAAGUGAUCUGAUUUCUCUUGACAGUAAUGGCGAUGCUCCUCUUCAUAUGUCAGCUCGGUGUGAUUUUCCCAACAGGGUCCGUCUACUAAGGCUAGACAGCCAGGCGGACUUCAAUACCAGAAAUAAUAAAGGGAAUACUCCUUUGCAUGAGGCAGUUGAUCUCGAGAUCGUCAUCACUGUUAUGGAGACUAUCAUUGAACUACGCAAGGCCGGGACUGAUAUCCAUUUGGUGAAUAACGAUGGCCAGGCUGUUUGGGAUCUAUCACCGAAAGGCUCAAAAGAUCCCGACUUUUAG
Molecule: messenger RNA, 489 nt
Organism: Penicillium verhagenii
Lineage: Eukaryota; Fungi; Ascomycota; Eurotiomycetes; Eurotiales; Aspergillaceae
Source: RefSeq, a predicted model, not a curated record